This is a messenger RNA of Paralichthys olivaceus (Japanese flounder), 3744 nucleotides long. RefSeq names its product glutamate receptor, metabotropic 3 (gene grm3). NCBI's taxonomy places the organism in Eukaryota, Metazoa, Chordata, Actinopteri, Pleuronectiformes, Paralichthyidae. The record is from RefSeq and is a predicted model, not a curated record. Gene Ontology annotation, molecular function: group II metabotropic glutamate receptor activity. Gene Ontology annotation, biological process: regulation of synaptic transmission, glutamatergic; G protein-coupled glutamate receptor signaling pathway. Gene Ontology annotation, cellular component: plasma membrane.
CUCCCUCUCAGUGCGACUCCUCCGAGGGAUCAGGAGUAGACUAAGUCAAACUUCAUGCAGUUGGAGAUUUGUGCGCAACCUCCGAAGCAUCCGAGUCGCCAAAGGUGUCUGUGGUGAUGCUGCCAUGUGCCAGCUGCCAUCUGCCCUUAUACUUCUUUAUUCAGGACUGAUGUCCAGAUGGUGUGCCCCUCCAUGUGCUGCCCACUUCAGCUCUCCCUGAAUGUUUCAUGGGCCACGAACCGACCCAAGCACCCACGGCCACUUGAUUCAACCUUACCAGUCACUGCACUCCUCUCCCUCAACCCCCCAUCCCUGACCUUCACCCUCAGCCCCUCUUUUCCACUCAAGUGUCAAUCCUAACCCUGCUUCAGCCAAACAUGGUGGCCCGCAUUCCUGCUCUGGUCUUGGUCAUGAUGUGUCGGGGCGUGCUGCUCUCCGUUGGAGACCCUCCUCCGACCCGCCGAGAGAUCCGCAUCGAGGGCGACCUGGUGCUCGGCGGCUUGUUCCCCGUGCACGAAAAAGGUGGCGGUAUGGAGGAGUGUGGGCGCGUGAAUGAGGACAGAGGAAUUCAGAGAUUGGAGGCCAUGCUGUUCGCCAUCGACAGAAUCAAUAUGGACGAAACUUUGCUGCCGGGCGUCUCCCUCGGUGUCCACAUCCUGGACACUUGCUCCAGAGACACUUAUGCACUGGAGCAGGCUCUGGAGUUUGUAAGAGCCUCCCUCACCAAGGUGGACGACACAGAGUUCAUCUGUCCAGACGGAUCGUACGCUUUGCAGGAUGACAACCCACUCGCUAUUGCCGGCGUCAUAGGAGGAUCCUUCAGCAGCGUCUCAAUACAGGUUGCCAAUCUUCUCAGGCUUUUCCAGAUCCCUCAGAUAAGCUAUGCGUCGACGAGCGCCAAACUUAGUGAUAAAACCCGCUACGAUUACUUCGCCCGCACCGUGCCCCCGGACUUCUAUCAGGCCAAGGCCAUGGCCGAGAUCCUGCGGUUCUUCAACUGGACAUACGUGUCCACCGUGGCAUCGGAGGGUGAUUAUGGUGAAACUGGCAUAGAGGCCUUCGAGCAAGAGGCACGCAUGAGGAACAUCUGUAUCGCCACUUCGGAGAAGGUGGGGCGUUCAAACGCUAAGAAGUCUUAUGAAGCUGUGAUCCGUCAGCUCCUCCAGAAACCGAAUGCCCGAGUGGCUGUUCUCUUCCUGCGCAGCGAUGAUGCCAGAGAGCUGCUGGCAGCUGCUGCCAGGCUGAACACCUCCUUCAUCUGGGUGGCCAGCGACGGCUGGGGUGCGCAGGAAAGCAUUGUCAAGGGAAAUGAGGUCACCGCCGAAGGAGCCAUCACACUUGAGCUGGCAGCCAAUCCCGUGCCAGAAUUCAACCGCUACUUCCUCAGCUUGGACCCGGUCAAGAACCACCGUAAUCCCUGGUACAGGGAAUUCUGGGAACAGCGGUUCCAGUGCUCUUUAGGUGGUGGAGGAGCAGGAGUAGGUGGAGGUGUUGGACUCGGGGAGACUUCUCUCCUCCCGCCGUGUGACAAGGACUUGUCAAUGGACAAGAAUAACUUUGAACCCGAGUCAAAGAUCAUGUUUGUGGUGAACGCGGUGUACGCUAUGGCUCUUGCCCUUCACAACAUGCAGAGGAGUCUGUGCUUCAACACCACCAAGCUGUGCGACAGCAUGAAGGCCUUGGACGGGCGCAGACUCUACAGGGAUUUCAUCCUUAACGUCAGCUUCGCAGCUCCAUUCUCUCCACCGGGCAGUGAGACAGCGGUGAAGUUUGAUUCCCAGGGGGACGGCAUGGGCCGAUACAACAUCUUCAGCUACCAGCGCUCCGGCGAGCGUUACGGUUACAUGCCAGUGGGCGAAUGGGCAGAGAGUUUGACUCUGAGCAGUGAUCUAAUCCACUGGCCAAGAGAAGUGGUGCCCAACUCGCAGUGCAGCGACCCCUGCGAACGUAAUGAGAUGAAGAAAAUGCAGGCAGGUGAGUACUGCUGCUGGAUCUGCACGGCCUGUGAGCCUCAUGAAUACCUGGCUGAUGAGUUCACCUGCUCGCCCUGUGCUCCCGGCCAGUGGCCCACUGACGAUCUGACAUCCUGUUAUGACCUUCCUGAGGACUACAUAAUGUGGGAAGACGCCUGGGCCAUUGGUCCAAUUACUAUUGCUUGUGUAGGGUUCAUGUGCACGGGCCUGGUGUUCUGGGUGUUUAUCCGACACAACAACACGCCGCUGGUGAAAGCUUCAGGCAGGGAGCUGUGUUACAUCCUCCUCUCGGGAGUCUUCAUGUCAUACGCCAUGACUUUCCUCUUCUUAGCCAAACCGUCUCCCGCCAUCUGUGCCCUGCGUCGCCUUGGCCUUGGCACAUCGUUUGCUGUCUGCUACUCAGCCCUCCUCACCAAAACUAACAGAAUAGCCAGGAUUUUCAAUGGUGUCAAAGACGGAGCGGGCGCAGUGAGGCCACGCUUCAUCAGCCCGUCGUCUCAGGUGUUCAUUUGUCUGAGUCUAAUCUCCGUCCAGUUGGUGAUGGUGUCAGUGUGGUUGCUGCUGGAGGUUCCCGGGACACGACGCUUCACUUUGCCUGAGCGACGGCAGACUGUCAUCCUCAAGUGUAAUGUUCGUGACUCCAGUAUGUUGCUGUCACUGGGAUAUGAUGUGCUCCUGGUCAUCCUGUGUACUGUGUAUGCCUUCAAGACCAGGAAGUGCCCAGAGAAUUUCAAUGAGGCCAAGUUUAUUGGGUUCACCAUGUACACCACCUGUAUCAUUUGGCUGGCCUUUCUUCCCAUCUUUUAUGUUACAUCAAGCGACUACAGGGUUCAGACCACCACGAUGUGUAUCUCCGUCAGCCUGAGUGGCUUUGUGGUCCUGGGCUGUAUGUUUGCACCGAAGGUCCAUAUCAUCAUGUUCCAGCCCCAGAAGAAUGUGACCAGCCACAGGCUUAACCUCAAUCGCUUCAGUGUCAGCGGGGCUGCCACCACGUAUGCAUCUCACGCUUCUGUCAGUGCCCACUUCGUCCCAACCGUGUGCAACGGGAGAGAAAUCGUUGACUCCACCACUUCCUCCCUGUGACCACGUACAGUCCACUCUCUGAAUCUGCCCCUGCGACUGUUAUCCACGAACCAUCAUCCCCUCCAACCUUCUUCCCCCACCUCUCACACACACACACACACACACACACACACACACACACUGCAUACACAAAAACAUGCAUAUGUACACAUACACACAAUUUGACACAAACAAACAACCAACCUUCCUUGUGGACUAGAACUGUAUUGUUUCACAAAUGUAGAAAGUGUGUAAGUAUAAUUAAAUUAUUUUCUAGGGCUGUACAUACAUGAAAUCGACAUUGUUGUAAGUAGAGAAACAAAAGAACAAAAAAAGUUUUUAGGAGGAAAUUUUUGGAGCCUUUGUUUUUGAUAGCUUUGUUAUGAUGCUGUGUAAAUAGACAUGCACUCCAUCAUGGUAGGAGGGGGUGUGUCCCUUGGUCUGGACGCACAUUUGUGGCUCUGCUUGCCUCACCUGCAAUACCCCACUGACUUUUUAUUCUCAUGCUUUUUUGUAGGUCUCAUUGUAAUAAUUCGUAUGCAUUUCUAUUGUGUAUCUUUACAUUUGUAUAUUAUACUACUGAUGGUUCGAACAGCACAAUGUUGACAGUCCUGUAACCCUAGAAUGAAUGUGCACACAAGCUUAACUGGAUAGAAAAUAACGCCUGCAAAGGACAUGUACAAAAAAAAAAUACAUCAAACCCAUCGAA